AGCAAAUUGGAGUACACGGUCCUUCAGGGCUGGGUGAGUGGACGGCCGCGCUUUUCCGACGUGAGGUUCAACUGUAGCGUGCUCUAGCGGUGCAGGUUACUACAAUAUCAGCAACAAAAAUUGUGUUUUUUGGUACACCUUUUCAGAUCUGUAGAUCUAGCCCAAAGGAGGAUUUCAAAAGUUUGGCAUCCUGUUCCCCGUGUCCUGCACCCUCUUGCACAAUUGCCCGUCCCGAGAUGGCAGAGACUCAUGGGAAGUUCGACUUUGCCAUUGACCGUGGAGGCACAUUCACAGAUGUAUUUGCUCACUUGCCAGACGGAAGGGAGAGGGUCCUCAAACUACUGUCUCACGACCCGCAGAACUACAAAGAUGCCCCCACCGAAGGCAUCCGCCGAGUCCUGGAACAGGCGACAGGGCGGGAUUUUCCCAGAGACCAGCCUGUCGAUACCUCCUUGAUUGGUUGGAUCAGGAUGGGAACUACCGUGGCGACCAAUGCGCUGCUGGAAAGGCAGGGGGAGAGGACGGCUCUGCUGGUGACGCGGGGGUUCCGGGAUCUUCUGCACAUCGGCACACAGGCUCGGCCAGGACUGUUUGAUCUGGAGAUAUCUAUGCCGGAAGUGCUGUAUGAAGAGGUAAUUGAGGUGGACGAGCGUGUUGUCCUGAAGCGAGAUGGCUGCCAGCUGCCCAGGAAGGAGUCGAAACGUACUGUCACUGGCAGCACAGGGGACAGUCUGGAGGUGUGGCGUGAGCUGGACACGCAGCAGGUGGAAAAGGACCUGAAGGGGGUUUUGGCCCGUGGCAUCACCAGCCUGGCUGUGCUGCUGCUGCACUCAUACACGUACGUACGUGGAGCCAGAGAUGAGACUGAGCUCUCAUAAUCACAUUUCAGCAUC
This is a messenger RNA of Clupea harengus (Atlantic herring), 893 nucleotides long. It is a transcript of the gene oplah, whose product is annotated as 5-oxoprolinase-like. The transcript has 5 exons. Lineage: Eukaryota; Metazoa; Chordata; Actinopteri; Clupeiformes; Clupeidae. The coding region runs from base 237 to 878 and encodes 213 amino acids. The record is from RefSeq and is a predicted model, not a curated record. Gene Ontology annotation, biological process: glutathione metabolic process. Gene Ontology annotation, cellular component: cytosol. Gene Ontology annotation, molecular function: 5-oxoprolinase (ATP-hydrolyzing) activity.